Symbiodinium natans is the source of this 501-nucleotide messenger RNA. The record is from the annotation of a GenBank genome assembly. Lineage: Eukaryota; Dinophyceae; Suessiales; Symbiodiniaceae.
AUGAGGAUGAGACGUUCCCGCCGCCUCGCCGCAUUGAUUUGCAGCUUGCCGGCAGUCCGCGUGCUCUCCCCGACCUCCCCGACCAAGUCUGUGUUUUUGCGGGCCUUCGCCAUGACAGAUGCUGGGGCCAGUCCCAUGUGGGAGUCCAUGUGGUCCAAGGGUCUCAAGCCCAAGGAGGCUUUUGACUGUGGCGAGGCUUCCCCAACAUUGACAGAGGUCCUGAGUCGCAAGUCAUUUGGUGAUUGUACAGGCAAACGGGCUCUUGUUCCUGGCUGUGGCCGUGCCUAUGACGCCAUUGCUCUUGCAGAGCAUGGUUUCGACAGUGUUGUCGCCAUUGACUUGGCACCUACAGCUGUUGAUGCUGCAAAGGAGUUCCUUAAGGCUUCCAGCAGCCCUGCCGCUGCUAGAGUCGAGGUGGCGUGUGCAGACUUCUUCAAGUUCGAGCUGGAGCCCAAAGCGGAUGUGAUUUGGGACUCCCAGCUGCUCCGGUUUAGGGUUUAG